CCUUUUUUUUCCCCCCUUUCUUUCUUUUUCUUUUUUUUUAUGGCGUCCACUCGCACAGGGGAUUCCCCCGCGUGACAAAAACAGCUCAGCUCUUCCCCUUUCCCGCAUUGCUCACACGCUCCUCGCCCGGAGGACCUCGCGCCGCGCGACCGGAUAGUUCGACGACGGAAGGACCCGCUCGGCUCUCCUCCUCGCGCCCAUAAUGAGCGUGGAAAUUCUCAAAAGGCGACAGAAGCAACGCGUCACCGCCGAGUCGCCGUCGCCUUUGAGCAACGUCGUUGGUCGCCCAAUGGCGUGAAAGGCACCAGCUCUUUGGCCCCCCCUCGGCUCUCUCCACGAGCGGCGGUCUCUUCGUCCCUCGGAGUCCCCCAAGUCCCCGCCGCCAGCGUUUUUUCGAAUUUUACCCGGAAAUUAGUCGAGGGCGAGUCGGGGAGCCCCGCUAUGGCGAGCGGCGAUUGUCGCAAAGAUGAUUUUCUGGAGGAGAGUCGCGUGGACUCGGGCAUUGACUCUUACCGCUCCAUGACGAAGUCGGACGAGCAGCAGCAACGGGAGGCCGGCGCCGAGCUCAGCGGGCCUAGGGACAAGUUUUCGGCCGUGGAAGAGCGCUUGGAUUCGGCCUACGGUUCGUCGUCUUUGACCGCGGAGAGCCUGGCGGAGAUCGUGGAGGGCUGUUCGAUUGCCUCCGAGGAGGCACCGGCGACCAGAACUGGACUCGCAGACCACGAGGAAAACCUUAUCACGUCCAUUACUGAAGAUGGAGAUACAAUCCUGCACCUGGCCAUCAUCCAUGAGGACACAUUCAUCGCAAAACAGUUGAUCCAACUGUUCCCAAAAGAGGUCCUGGACAUCCAGAACAAUUUGUACCAGAGUCCUUUGCAUCUGGCGACUUAUUUGAACCUGACGGAAGUGGUCAAGAGUCUAGUGGCUAAAAGGGUCAGCAUUGAGCUGCAGGAUCAGGACGGAAACACAGCCCUGCACGUCGCCUGCCAUCACGGCCUGACCAUGUGCGCCAAGGCCAUGGCCUUUGAGAUGUCCCCCAGCAAGCUGGGACUGGUCCUGGAAACCCAAAACUGGAGAGGUCUUGCCUGUCUUCACUUAGCAGCGCUCAGCAGGCAGCACGAGAUCAUGAAACUCUUGAUCAUGAAGGGCGCGGACAUUAAUAUCCAGGAGGGCACCAGCGGCAAAACGGCGCUCCACCUCGCCGUCGAGAUGCACGACGCCACGUCGGUGAAGCUGCUGCUCAACAGCGGAGCCAACGUGGACGCCGCCAUGUUCAACGGCUGCACGCCGCUCCACCUUGCCGUGGGGAGGCAGGACACGGCCAUCGCCAAUCUGCUCUGCCAGUCUGGUGCCGACACCAUGCUCCGGAACCUGGAGGACGAGACGGCGUUGGACCUCGCCGAUGGCAACAAUGAUAUUCUGGCUUUAUUUCCAUUUGAUGACAUUCACAUCUCGGGGAGGUCGGUGGUCGGUGUCAACUUUUGAGCCACCGCUGUUGCAGAGCUGCGUCACAGGCUCGUGAAGAUGCAUUAGAGGCUUACUGUACAAUUUGUAGGACCCUUUGACGGAUUCCAUAUUUAUACGCUCCGCAGAGAAACGCUUGCAUCACCUCAACUUUGCCUCUGUCGCAAAGGCGCCGAUCUGCUUUUUCGCAUCUUUGUCUUGAACACUGAAAAAAAAACUUAACUUCAGCUUAACACUUUGCAUCAUCACACCCAUUAACAUCUCGUAGGAGAUCUACCUCUUUCUCAGCAAGACUGUUUACUAAAAAUCAAAAUUUAAAUCGCUUUUCCUUUGUACAAAAUUUGACCCUGUGCUAUAUUUGUUGAGCUUUUUUUUUUUUUUUUUUUUUUUUUUCCCCCCUCCAGCCAAUGCAAGAAAAAAUAUCCCCACAUGGAAUUGUAAUGUUUGACAUUACAUUGUUUGGAGUUUAGAUUUCUGCUUCACUCUUGGGCGUUAAUUGGACUGGCCUGACUAGUUCUUAAGUGAUUUCGCGCUCGUUUAUUUUGUAAUAAAAUUGAUUAAAUGAUAAUUGCCUAAUGUUCCUUUAAAGACUCAUUACAUGUGACGGCGUACAAUAUCGGCUUGAGGGAGCGCACAGAACACUUUUUAACGUGCGUGAUGAUUAUGCGACAAGACGACUUUAGCUAUAAUCAUGUACAGUAAAUAUAAAAGUCAACAUAAUGCUAAUUCAAAAGUUGGGGUUUUGGCGUUAUAAGAUUUGAGACCAAAAUAAAUCAUUUCAAU
Messenger RNA from Syngnathoides biaculeatus (alligator pipefish), 2247 nucleotides. RefSeq names its product nuclear factor of kappa light polypeptide gene enhancer in B-cells inhibitor, epsilon (gene nfkbie). The record is from RefSeq and is a predicted model, not a curated record. Bases 442 to 1485 code for a protein of 347 amino acids. Lineage: Eukaryota; Metazoa; Chordata; Actinopteri; Syngnathiformes; Syngnathidae. The transcript is spliced from 6 exons. Gene Ontology annotation, molecular function: protein binding.